AUGUCUUCGGCGACGGCCCUGGCCCGUUGGACGGCAUACGCCAGCAUUCACACGACAGGGGAGAACUCACGCUACAAGCGAGAAUUUCGGCAUUGCUCCCCGAGGAUCCCAACUGUGAUUUGGGCCUCCGUCGUUUCACGAAUCACUCCAAAGCCAAAGAGAAAGAGCCUGCCCUGCGCAGCUCCAAAGCCAAAGAGAAUCACUCAAAAGCCAAAGAGAAAGAGCCUGCCCUGCGCCGCUCCAAAGCCAAAGAGAAUCUCUCUAAAGCCAAAGAGAAAGAGCCUGCCCUGCGCAGCUCCAAAGCCAAAGAGAAUCGCUACAAAGCCAAAGAGAAAGAGCUUGCCCUGCGCAGCUCCAAAGCCAGGAGAAUCGCUCCAAAGGACCAAAGCCAAAGAGAAAGAGCCAGCCCUGCGCAGCUCCAGAGCCAAAGAGAAUCGCUCCAAAGCCAUAGAGAAAGAGCCAGCCCUGCGCAGCUCCAGAGCCAAAGAGAAUCGCUCCAAAGCCAUAGAGAAAGAGCCUGCCCUGCGCAGCUCCAAAGCCAAAGAGAAUCGCUCCAAAGCCAAAGAGAAAGAGCCUGCCCUGCGCAGCUCCAAAGCCAAAGAGAAUCGCUCCAAAGCCAAAGAGAAAGAGCCUGCCCUGCGCAGCUCCAAAGCCAAAGAGAAUCGCUCCAAAGCCAUAGAGAAAGAGCCUGCCCUGCGCAGCUCCAAAGCCAAAGAGCCUGCCCUGCGCAGCGCGCCCAGCCGCUGCGGCCUUCCAGGAGGGGCCACUGCACUCGCUCUGGUGAUCUUCGUGUCUUUUCUAUUAUUGAUUUCAAGUGCUCUCUGGCUGGGAAGUGACGGUGCGCCUAAAGGUACCAAACUCCCACCAGGACCACUCGGGUUUCCACUUAUUGGUAACAUACCACUGCGCACGAACAUAUUUGGCUUUAACAAUCUCAAGAAAUGGAUUGAAAAAUACGGUCCUGUCUUUCGGAUAAAAAUUGGCUUCAGCAACGUUGUCGUCCUCAACGAUUUCGAAUCCAUAAGAGAAGUGCUGUCCAUGAAGGAAAUGUUGUACCGAACCGGGAAUCUCACCGUCGACGAAGCGGGAUUUCGAGGUCUCUUGUCAUUGAAUGGACAAGCCUGGCAUGACAAUCGGCGUUUCUGCCUCCACGUGCUGCGUGAUCUCGGAUUCGGGAAGACUUCCAUGGAGGAAAAACUUAAGGAAGAAGCAGAGUACCUGACUGAAAAGAUUGCUGAGCAUAAGGGUGCACCGUUGGCGAUCCAGGAUCUGCUCGUGCCCAGUACAUCCAAUAAUGUGACAGCACUUGUGUUUGGGACGCGGUAUCCGUUCGAGGAUGCCCGAAGAGAGUUUCUGGACGAUCGACUCAAAAAGUUGUCGAGGUUCAUCGGUGCCAGAAGACUGAGCCUUCUUCUGCCUAGGUGGAUGAACCAGCUGGCAGCAAAAAUACCAGUCCUGAAAAAUAACCUCGCUGGACCAAUUCUCGAUGAGCUACUCGCUUUUUUCAGACGCGAAAUACGAGAACAUGAAGCAACUUUGGACGAGCACAGCGAUAGGGACUUCAUUGACGCCUACCUGAAGAAAAUAAGAGAGAAUAUGGGGGCCAACGGAAGCUCCAGCUUUCAGACGAAUUCCUUGAUUGGGAACAUCUUCAGCUUCUUCGUAGCCGGUUCGAGCACCGUUAAAGAGACGCUGCAAUGGCACCUGCUAGUGUGCGCUGACAAGCCUGACUUCGUGCAGAGGAGGAUACAGGAAGAGAUCGACAAAGUGAUUGGCCGCGAGAGGGCACCGUCGUGGGCUGACCACACAGCUAUGCCUUUCACCGUGGCUGUUCUUCGGGAAGUCUACCGAUGGCGUACAGUCGCACCACUCGGUAUUCCAAGACUAGCUGGCGAGAACGUUGUCUUCAAAAACCACUUCAUUCCGAAAGGAACCACCGUGAUCGCUAAUCUCCGGGCAGUACACAUGAACCCCAAGCACUGGAAAAAUCCAGAAGAGUUCAACCCACUGCGUUUGAAGGAAGGUUGUUCGGAAUUGCUUCCAAAGCCAGAUCAACUCAUUCCAUUUUCAAUUGGAAAGAGAAUGUGUCCUGGAGAAACGAUGGCUACCGUGGAAAUCUUCUUAUACCUGACAACCAUAUUGCAGAAGUUCAACGUUCUGCCUGAGGAAAAUCGUGAAGUCAAUCUUUCGGCGGAAGCUACACCUAUAAGCCAGGCGCAAAGACAGAAGCUUCGAUUUCUGCCUCGUUAAUGUUCAAGAGCAAGC
This is a messenger RNA of Rhipicephalus sanguineus (brown dog tick), 2265 nucleotides long. RefSeq names its product cytochrome P450 2C20-like. Gene Ontology annotation, molecular function: monooxygenase activity; iron ion binding; heme binding. The record is from RefSeq and is a predicted model, not a curated record. Lineage: Eukaryota; Metazoa; Arthropoda; Arachnida; Ixodida; Ixodidae.